AUGCUCGCAAAUUAUAAUGAAAUUAAAAAAUUAUUUAAUUAUUAUAUUAGAGAAUACUAUUAUCAAAAAUCAAAAGGUACUUAUUUUGUUUAUAUUAAGAAACCAGGCUUACUGUUUACUUCUUUAAAAUUUUAUAAAAAAAAAAAAACGUACUUCCCAAAUAUAUAUGAUUGGUAUUUUGAUAAUUUAAGUGAUUUAAAGAGAAAUAAAGAUAUAUUAAAUUAUGAAAAUUAUUAUAAUACGAAAAAUAUAUAUUCUUAUAAAAUAAGUAAAGAAAAAAAAGUUAAGGAAAAUUAUGUUGAUACUAAUAAUAUAUAUGUGAAUGAUUCAGAAGAAAGUUUAAAAAACACUUAUAAAACUAGUAAUUUAUACUUUAAUAUGAAUCCAAUAUAUUUAUCUAAAAUAUGUUUAUAUGAUUUAAAUGAUUUCAAUAUAUUGUUUUCAAAUAAUUAUUAUGAUGCAUUUAUGCAUUUUUAUUAUAACAUUUUAUCAUAUAAAAUGAAUAUUAAUGAUAUUCGAAUUUUUCCAAACUUAAAAAUAUUAAUUGGUCAUAUUAGAAAUUUAAGUAACAUAGUAAAUGAUGAAUUAAUAAAAAAUACUUAUUUUUAUUUAAUUAAACAAAAAAAAGUAUAUGAUGAAAAUUAUCUUUCCAGUAUUUUUAAUAGUAUUUAUGCGAUUAUGUUGAACAAUUCCCCCUUUUACAUAUUUGUAGAUAACAAGGAACAAUUUAUAAAUAUUCUUAAUUUCAUAAAUAAAGAUAAUAUAAAAAAUAUGUUUGAAAGUGUUUUACCACAUCCUUAUUAUUUAAUAAUAGAUGAUAGCAUAAAUAUUUAUAAUUUACAAAGUUUUAAUAUUUUCUUAAAUAAAAUUUUAAAUAAAAAUAAGAAAAACUCUUCUUCUAAUGAAAAGGAGGAAGAAACUAUUUUCUUUUCUCAUAAAAACAACAUAAAUUCAUUUGUCUAUAAUAUUAAUAAUCAUAAUAAUAAUAUAAACUACAAUGGUAUUAGUUGUAACAAUAGUAAAAAUAAAUAUAUUCAUGAUAAAACUAAGUUUAAUUGUGAAAAAGGAAAAUUAUCGGAAAAAAUAUUAAAUUCAAAAAGUGAAAAAAUAUAUUUUUUUAAAUUAUUAAAAAUUUUUGAUAUGAAGCCAAACUAUCGCUUUAGGGAGAAAAAGUAA
Messenger RNA from Plasmodium gallinaceum, 1176 nucleotides. RefSeq names its product conserved Plasmodium protein, unknown function. The transcript is spliced from 2 exons. Lineage: Eukaryota; Apicomplexa; Aconoidasida; Haemosporida; Plasmodiidae. Bases 1 to 1176 code for a protein of 391 amino acids. The record is from RefSeq and is a predicted model, not a curated record.